Molecule: messenger RNA, 696 nt
Organism: Arachis ipaensis
Lineage: Eukaryota; Viridiplantae; Streptophyta; Magnoliopsida; Fabales; Fabaceae
Source: RefSeq, a predicted model, not a curated record
AUGGCGGGGAUGGCGAAUCUGGCAAAUACCAUGGAAGCGAAUGCUGCUGCGACUCUGCAAGCUGUGCAGAUUUUAGCCCAACCAGCCAGAAGUGGAAACGAAAAUAGAGAAGGUGCUGAGGACAGCUUGAGAGGUGUUCCGAGAACUCUAACUGCUUUCCGGAAAGCUGACCCGUUGGUUUUCAAUGGUUCGACAAACCAUACUAAAGCAAACAACUGGUUCCAAGCUAUGGGGCGUGCAUUGCUAACUCAACUUGUACCGUAUGACCAGUUCAUGGAGCAUGCGGCUUACCAACUAGUGGGAGAAGCUCAACAAUGGUGGCAAGGAGAGCGCCGACUACUACUCCAACAGAACGUGAACAUUACCUGGGUGUUAUUCGAGGAAGCCUUCUACAAUAAGUUCUCGAGAAUAAGUCAGGGUACUCCUGAGUCUUAUGAGGGAUGGAAAUGCAUCAAAUACGAAGUAGGGCUGAGGGAAGAUAUUAGGCGUGUCAUGGCUCGAUUGGAGAUUAGGAGAUUCUCUGAAUUGGUGGACAAGGCGAGGAUUAUUGAAGAACAUGCAAAAUUGGUAGCCUCGUCAAAAGACACUCCUGGGGAAAAUACUAGUAGGGAACGCACGAUAACCUUGGACGAAGGGGACAAAACUUCAAGAGAUAUAGUGAAGAAAAGUGGUCAAGAGCUUACUACCCUACUAUAA